Pipistrellus kuhlii (Kuhl's pipistrelle) is the source of this 646-nucleotide messenger RNA. RefSeq names its product CAMPATH-1 antigen-like. Gene Ontology annotation, biological process: positive regulation of cytosolic calcium ion concentration. The record is from RefSeq and is a predicted model, not a curated record. Lineage: Eukaryota; Metazoa; Chordata; Mammalia; Chiroptera; Vespertilionidae. The transcript is spliced from 2 exons. Gene Ontology annotation, cellular component: sperm midpiece. The coding region runs from base 99 to 446 and encodes 115 amino acids.
UCCUUCCUCUCCCUUUCACCCCGCCUCUCUGGUUCAAAAACAGCGCACCAGGCAGCACUGUGCUCAUUUCCAAAAGCUGCUACCAAGAUCCUCCCAAGAUGAAGGGCUUCUACUUCCUCCUAGUCACCACCAUCUUCCUGAUUAUGAUCCAGAUACAGAGUGGAAUCUUGCAAAACAGUUCCGCAACUACUACCCAUGCCACCACUACCACCACCCAACCCACCACCUCCACCAAAUCUGCCACCUCCGCCAACUCUGCCGCCUCUGCCAAAUCUGCCACCUCUGCCACCUCCGCCACCUCCGCCAGAUCCUUAAUCUCCUCCACUACCACCAUCCACACCAUCAAGAACAUCAAGGGCGGAGCCCCAGCACUCAGCGGCCUGGGCAGUGGCAGUGUGCUCAUCUUCUUGACCAACACCCUCAUCCAGUUCCUCCACUUCAGCUGAGGUGGCAGGCCGCAGCCCUAGCCCUGUGUCCUCUGAGACAUGGCGAGAGAAACUCCCCAUCCCCAGUCCUUGGGAGGGGUUGAUACAGAGGUCACCAGUUGAGGAAAUUGACAGAAAGUGGCUUGGGGGCAAUGGCCUACAGAGGGAGGUACUGUUAGCAUCACACAGCUGGGGGUCAAUAAAGUUGUCGUGUACCUGGA